GACAUAUCUAUAGAAUUUUGGGCUUCUGUAAUUUCUGGAUUUGACGAGAUGGUAAAAUCAGAUGUUCAAAAUCUACGAUUGCAUCUUGCUGUGGGUAUCCCUCCUUCUUUGCGUGGAAUGAUGUGGCAAAUAUUUUCAAAAUCAAGAGACAGUAACGAACUAGAGUGUGAAUACCGUGAGUUGCUUAAGCGUACAAGUCCUCAUGAAAAAAUCAUUCGUCGCGAUUUAGCCCGCACCUUUCCUACGCAUCCUUUCUUCCAAGAAAAGGAUGGAGAAGGGCAACAGAUGCUGUUCAAUGUCAUCAAAGCAUACAGUUUGUUCGACCAGAAAGUAGGCUACUGCCAAGGUCUCCCAUUCGUAGUUGGAUGUCUUUUGUUACAUAUGCCAGAUGAAGCUGUAUUUUGUGUUUUGGUCAAGUUGAUGAGCCACUAUGGUUUGCGCGGACAUUUUACACCACAGAUGGAGACACUUCACGAAAGACUCUAUCAAUUUGAUCAGUUAUUACUCCAAACACUACCCCAGGUCCACAAACAUUUGGAAACUCAUGGAAUCAAACCAACCAUGUAUGCAUCCCAAUGGUUUAUGACUCUUUUCUCUUACCGUUGUCCAUUUGAGCUUGUCUUUCGUGUAUUUGAUUUGGUCUUUGUUGAAGGAUCUUCAAUCCUCUUGAACUUUGCACUUGCUUUAAUGAAAAAGAAUCAAAAGACGCUUCUCAAUCUAGAGUUUGAAACUCUGUUAGAAUUCUUUAGUAACCGUAUAUUCGAUGUUUAUCAGGUAAGAGAUUAUGUAGCUGAUGAGCCUGCGGCAUUUGUACAUGAUGCAUAUGGUUUCAAUAUUACUGCUCGACAGCUAGAAAAGAUCUCUAAGAAGUAUGCAGUUGAAUCUGCCAAAGAAGCAAAAUUACAUUCUCCAGAAGACCAGCUUAGACGACAAAAUGCAGAGCUAGCAGAAAAACUGAGACGUAUGGAGCAUUCGUUUAAUAUCCUUCAGGAUGAGCAUCAAGAUGUUGCCCACCAACUGAUCUCAGUCAAAAUGGAGAUGGCUCAGAUGAACGAUGAAAACCAAGAACUGCGACGAUUGCUGGGAAAAUACCGAUCCGAU
This is a messenger RNA of Phycomyces blakesleeanus NRRL 1555(-), 1101 nucleotides long. RefSeq lists its product as hypothetical. The annotation marks the transcript as partial. The transcript is spliced from 3 exons. Lineage: Eukaryota; Fungi; Mucoromycota; Mucoromycetes; Mucorales; Phycomycetaceae. The record is from RefSeq and is a predicted model, not a curated record.